AUGUCAGAACAACGCAACAUUGUCAUUGUUGGCGCAUCGGGCGCGGGCAUACAGGCAACCCAUUACAUCCUGAAGCACAUUCUACCAGCUCUCAAGGCAAAGAAUGACGCCAAGUAUCAUGUCUACAACAUCUCGCCAUCUUCACAGUGGUACUUCAGGGUUGCCUCUCCACGAGUGGCAGCUUCUACCGAGCGCAUGUCGACCGACAAGGUCCUCUUCGAUCUGCAUGAGGGCUUCAAGUAA
Messenger RNA from Alternaria ventricosa, 243 nucleotides. RefSeq lists its product as uncharacterized. The transcript has a single exon. The coding region runs from base 1 to 243 and encodes 80 amino acids. The record is from RefSeq and is a predicted model, not a curated record. Lineage: Eukaryota; Fungi; Ascomycota; Dothideomycetes; Pleosporales; Pleosporaceae.